UAGAGCAAGCUCGGGCUGAGGACUCCAUUCAACGUCGAGCUUUCUCUUAAGGCAGUGUGGUGUUUUCUCCCGCGUUGUCCUCUUGAAGGCUCCCCCUUCGCAGCCAUGUCGGACUCAACCUCUCCGCCUUCCCAAACAGAAGCGGUGGGAACUGAGGGGUGUUUUCCCCCUGGGUACAAGCCUUUCAACCCCGAGGAACAUGGCCUGGAGCGCGGGUUUCGUCUCACAUCCUACUCGGACAUGAAAGGAUGAGGCUGCAAAGUCCCGCAGGAGGCUCUGCUCAAACUCCUGGCGGGACUUGAGCCAGACCGAACCGACGGUCCGGGCAAGGACGGAGACCACGCACCUGAGUUCACGCAACAGUUGCCCGGCCCUCGGCUUGGAGUGGGAAUGGACUGCUGUGUGAUCCCUCUGAGACACGGAGGACUCUCAUUAGUCCAGACAACAGACUUUUUCUACCCCCUGGUGGAGGAUCCUUACAUGAUGGGCAAGAUAGCAUGUGCUAAUGUCCUCAGUGACCUUUAUGCCAUGGGUAUCACUGAGUGUGACAACAUGUUGAUGCUGCUCAGUGUCAGUCAGAAGAUGAAUGAGAAGGAUCGCGAGCGUGUCAUGCCACUAAUGAUUCAAGGUUUUCGUGAUGCUGCCGAGGAGGGAGGGACUUCGGUUACAGGUGGCCAGACGGUGAUCAAUCCGUGGAUUAUUAUAGGAGGAGUGGCCACAGUCGUCUGCCAGCCCAGCGAGUUCAUCAUGCCGGAUGGAGCUGUUCCAGGAGAUGUCUUGGUCCUAACCAAACCUCUGGGGACACAGGUGGCUGUCAAUGCUCACCAGUGGCUCGAACAGCCUGAACGUUGGAACAAGAUCAAGCUUGUCAUUACCAAGCAAGAAGUUAAAGAGGCCUAUCAGGAAGCUAUGUUCUCCAUGGCAACACUAAACCGAACAGCGGCAGGACUCAUGCACAAGUUUCAAGCCCAUGCAGCAACUGACGUGACAGGCUUCGGUCUGUUGGGGCACGCCAAUAACCUGGCAGGACAACAACGCAACGAGGUGGCCUUUGUUAUUCACAACUUGCCAAUUAUAGCCAAGAUGACUGCCGUCAGUAAAGCAUACGGAAACAUAUUCAAUCUUGUUCAGGGCACAUCAUCAGAGACAUCAGGUGGACUCUUGGUUUGUCUGCCCAGAGAGCAGGCCGCCAAGUUCUGUUCUGAGAUGAAGAGCCAAGGCUCGGGGCUAGGAGGUCAAGGUGCCUGGAUCAUUGGAAUUGUAGAGAAAGGAGACCGCCGUGCUCGCAUCAUCGACAAGCCCCGCAUCAUCGAAGUUCCACCACGAGGAAGCCAAGUAACCAACCGGGAGAACAGCUCAGCAAGCCCUGUGCCUCUCCCCAAUUUGUCAUAGACUUGUUUCAUUGGGGUGUGUGUGUGUUCCUGUUGGUUACCUAAACAAAGGCUUUCUAAUGAAAUUCACCUUGUCAGAUUUUAGGCUGUAAUGCUUGACUCUAAUUCUUCAACAAAUUUAACCUAAUUAGCAAAAAGUGCAGAUUGAGUGACCGAGUACUAUACUGUGAAGAGGAAAACAUUCCAAAUGAGUCAUCCCUAAUUCUGCUACAAAUUCAGUAGGUGUGUAUGUGAAGGUGACUGGGCCUGCCCUGUUUUGUUGUCUGCAUUUGGAAAGGAGAUGAUGUGUGAAUGACUUUAUACCAUGGAAAUCCAAUAGUUCAUUGUUGCAUCUGGCUCAGUUCAGUCCAGAGGAAGAUUUUGAGCAGCUUCCUCUGGACAAAUUACUGGUUCCAGAUGAUCUGUAUCAGCUGAUUGGUCAUCCAGCUCCAAGUCACUUAUGUCUUCCACUUUUAUGAAGCUCCACCCUAUAAACCCCUGCAAAUGGGGACGGGUGGAGUCGAUGUUUUUCUUGGGAGGGGUAUGGACUUGGCUUGCUGGAUGGCUAAAGCAGUAGAUUUCCUGUUUAUCACACAAUUAAAAAAACAUUAAUUUUG
Messenger RNA from Doryrhamphus excisus (bluestripe pipefish), 1987 nucleotides. It is a transcript of the gene sephs3, whose product is annotated as selenophosphate synthetase 3. Gene Ontology annotation, cellular component: cytoplasm. Lineage: Eukaryota; Metazoa; Chordata; Actinopteri; Syngnathiformes; Syngnathidae. The record is from RefSeq and is a predicted model, not a curated record. Gene Ontology annotation, biological process: L-selenocysteine biosynthetic process. Gene Ontology annotation, molecular function: ATP binding; selenide, water dikinase activity.